GAUUCCUACCUUCACUGUCUACAGUACAAUCUAAAAUUCAUUAAGCAGGGUUAGUGUGAUAAAAUGUACGUGAAUAAAGCUGUCAGUACAACAUUUGUGUUGAUGUGGAUAAUGCAGGGUCAAGAAACCCAAUCAAGUCCUUCAGCCACCUUCAGUGUGACACCAAGCGCUUCAGCUUCAACAAAAUCACUGGAUUAUUUUGGAUCUGUGGCACACACAUGAAGAGAAGUUCGUCAGCAUUAAGCUGGGUGAGGAGAUUAAUCUAAGCUGCACAAAUCGAACAUGGAGCACAAUGCUGUUUGAUACCUGGGAGUUAAAGCACACGGACGAAAUGAAGUGCAGAAUUGCAAACAGCAAUAGUGAUCCUGCUGUCAAUACUUGUAAUGAUGGAAGAAUACUUAUCAGUACAACUGAAGGAAGAUCACAGCUGCACAUACCCUCGUUUAAAUAUACAUAUGAAGGGAUUUACAAAUGUCAGACAGCUUUCCAACAUGGGAGCCACAAAAUAUUGUUUAAUGUAUCUGUCAUAGUUCAACCAGAGAUAAGUGGAAGAAUUGAAUAUUCACCCAAUGACAAUCACAGCGUGGCUGUGUGUGAAGCUUCCAGUGGGAAACCAAAAGCAAGCAUAUCAUGGACAUCAGAUGGAAAUGUAACAGACAAGAUAACUUACAAUCAAAAUCGUACCUUUACAGUGGAAAGCAGGCUUAUCAUACCUUACAAUGCAUCGAUGGGAAAUGUCACCUGCAUAGUCAGUCAUCCAUAUUGGAAUGAAUCACAAACUUACACUAUUUCACUCAGAGGCACAGAAACCCAAUCAAGUCCUUCAGCCACCUUCAGUGUGACACCAAGCGCUUCAGCUUCAACAAAAUCACUGGAUUAUUUUGAUGAAGAGAAGUUCGUCAGCAUUAAGCUGGGUGAGGAGAUUAAUCUAAGCUGCACAAAUCGAACAUGGAGCACAAUGCUGUUUGAUACCUGGGAGUUAAAGCACACGGACGAAAUGAAGUGCAGAAUUGCAAACAGCAAUAGUGAUCCUGCUGUCAAUACUUGUAAUGAUGGAAGAAUACUUAUCAGUACAACUGAAGGAAGAUCACAGCUGCACAUACCCUCGUUUAAAUAUACAUAUGAAGGGAUUUACAAAUGUCAGACAGCUUUCCAACAUGGGAGCCACAAAAUAUUGUUUAAUGUAUCUGUCAUAGUUCAACCAGAGAUAAGUGGAAGAAUUGAAUAUUCACCCAAUGACAAUCACAGCGUGGCUGUGUGUGAAGCUUCCAGUGGGAAACCAAAAGCAAGCAUAUCAUGGACAUCAGAUGGAAAUGUAACAGACAAGAUAACUUACAAUCAAAAUCGUACCUUUACAGUGGAAAGCAGGCUUAUCAUACCUUACAAUGCAUCGAUGGGAAAUGUCACCUGCGUAGUCAGUCAUCCAUAUUGGAAUGAAUCACAAACUUACACUAUUUCACUCAGAGGCACAGAAACCCAAUCAAGUCCUUCAGCCACCUUCAGUGUGACACCAAGCGCUUCAGCUUCAACAAAAUCACUGGAUUAUUUUGAUGAAGAGAAGUUCGUCAGCAUUAAGCUGGGUGAGGAGAUUAAUCUAAGCUGCACAAAUCGAACAUGGAGCACAAUGCUGUUUGAUACCUGGGAGUUAAAGCACACGGACGAAAUGAAGUGCAGAAUUGCAAACAGCAAUAGCGAUCCUGCUGUCAAUACUUGUAAUGAUGGAAGAAUACUUAUCAAUACAACUGAAGGAAGAUCACAGCUGCACAUACCCUCGUUUAAAUAUACAUAUGAAGGGAUUUACAAAUGUCAGACAGCUUUCCACCAUGGGAGCCACAAAAUAUUGUUUAAUGUAUCUGUCAUAGUUCAACCAGAGAUAAGUGGAAGAAUUGAAUAUUCACCCAAUGACAAUCACAGCGUGGCUGUGUGUGAAGCUUCCAGUGGGAAACCAAAAGCAAGCAUAUCAUGGACAUCAGAUGGAAAUGUAACUGACAAAAUAUCUUACAAUCAAAAUCGUACCUUUACAGUGGAAAGCAGGCUUAUCAUACCUUAUAAUGCAUCGAUGGGAAAUGUCACCUGCAUAGUCAGUCAUCCAUAUUGGAAUGAAUCACAAACUUACACUAUUUCACUCAGAGGCACAGUGCUAGGUUCAUCAAAGGAGUCGCAAUGGAUUGUACUUUUUGCCCUCAUAGGGUUUUUCCCGAUAUAUAUUGUUUGCAUCAUCGUAUUUCUCCUAAAAUAUGAAUCAAGUUGACCCCAAGUAGGUAUCUAUAUUAAAUUAUUGUGUGUGCAUUAAUAAAGAAAUGGUAAUAAAGAAAUAACACAAUGUAAAGCAACAAGAUUGGUAAUCACAUUUUGCCCUGCAGACUGUAAAAGUAGCCAUCAGUAACUACGGAUCACAGAGAAAAUCAUAUGCAUACAAAACACCUCAACACUGGAUUGAAGUUCCAGUAUGAUUUGCAAAGUAAGUUAUUGAUGUUAAUUUAGAAAUUUAGAUUGCAAAUACAAAAGAUCUAAGUUUGUGGUAAGCUACCAUUAGAUUUAAAAUUUUGCAUGAAAAGAUAGCGUGAGUGAUUUUCUGAAAUAAGGUGGGGAAGCAUAUUAGUGUUGCACUUUGUACUGAAACCCACAGGUAAUGCAUUGUGCAGUAAAACAUUGUUCACAUAAUAAGGAGAAUAAGGAGAAGUCGAAAAGAAAAAGGAAAACAAAAAGACUUUAAGGAAAAACUACAAAAUAAAGGGUGCAGGUCUGUGUGUCUCACGUUGGAGUCUCAUCGACUCGCUGCUCCAGAGUUUCUAGUUUCCUCUUUUUAGGUAAGGAUUUUGCCGUGAAGUCACGCUCCACCGUACUUCCUGCAUGAGCCAGAGAGGAUACAAAACAGUGACUUUUUAUUCAGUCAUACAUCCGUAUAGUUCCUCCCUCCCCCCCCAGCCAAUGACACAACAUCAGCCAAGUUUCUCACAGCUGAUUCCUGUCAACCAGACAUUGCCUGACAUCGUGGGAACAAACAGGGUAUCUGAACCCCCCACAAACUCACGCAUACGCCCAACGGCGAGUCCAGAUCCCUCCCCUCUCACACCCCAGUUUAGAAAGCCCAGCACAUCAUACACUCAGCUUCCUUUGUGACUGGGAAUCUGCUUGAAACCAGCUUUGCUGCUCAACAUGUUUCAAAUUCAAC
Molecule: messenger RNA, 3175 nt
Organism: Polyodon spathula (Mississippi paddlefish)
Lineage: Eukaryota; Metazoa; Chordata; Actinopteri; Acipenseriformes; Polyodontidae
Product: neural cell adhesion molecule 2-like
Exons: 12
Coding region: 293-2251 (652 amino acids)
Biological process (GO): regulation of neuroinflammatory response
Molecular function (GO): signaling receptor activity
Source: RefSeq, a predicted model, not a curated record